GUCGCAAAUUUGAUGAGUAAUAUCAUCACAGAAGGACAUUCUAUUUUGAGGCCACCGUAUUUCAGCGGUAAAAAUUACCCCGAUUGGAAGGAGCGUAUGAAAAUAUUCAUAAAAUCUGUUGAUAUUAAGCUUUGGCUUGUGAUAAAAAAUGGACCAACAAUUCCAACAAAGACAGUGAACAAUGUAGAAGUUGAGAAAAGUGAAGAUGAAUACGAUGAAGAAGACAUAAAGAAUAUGCAACUAGAAGCAAAAACAAGAAAUAUUUUAUAUUGUGCAAUGAAUAAAGAUGAUUUGGAAACUUUUUCAACGGCCACAACAGCCAAGCAAAUGUGGGACGACCUUGAAAGGGAUAAGGAAAUCAGAGUUGAUGUGCCUCCUACUCCACAACGACAAUCCUCUGGCUUGCAAACCCCAUCAAAUUCAGAUGUAGAAAAUCAAUCUAAUUCUCCUAUCCUUGACUAUUUACAGGAAACAAGGGAAGCAUUGGACAAAUUUCUGAACCUUUGCGUGCCCCUUCACAAGCAUGCCCUAAUGGGCAAUUGGGCAGCUGCCAAAGCCAUCAUAGACCAAGAAAGUAGACUGAAGCACGCAGCAAUAGCAAGUGGUUGGCAUACACUGCUGCAUGUUGCUGCUGGUGCAAACCAAGUUGAAUUUGUGCAGAAGUUGCUCAAUAUACUUGAUGAUGAUAAACACGUUGCAUUGCAAGAUAUGAAGGGCAACACUGCAUUCUGCUUCGCUGCUGCGUCUGGGAACAUGCCUAUUGUUGAAUCAUUGAUGAAAAGAAAUCGACGCUUGCCAACAAUCAGGGGUGGAGGUGGUUUUACACCCCUUCAGUUUGCUGUGAUGCAAGGAAAAUGCGACAUGGCACACUUUCUUUACGAGGAGACCAAAGCAACAUUCGAAGAUGAAGACAAGAAAUCAUUGUUCUUCAGUUCGAUCAAGACUGGAAACUAUCACUUGGCCUUAAAAAUGGCAAGAGAGUAUCGAGAGCUAGCUUUUGCACGUGAUCUGAAUGAGGAAACAGCUUUGCAUCUUUUGGCUCAAAAUCCAAACCCUUUGGAUUCUUCUUGUCAUUGUUCAGAACAUCAAUAUCCCAUCAACAUCAACCCCGGCAUGAAAAAACAAGUGAUUUUUCAGUUGGUUAGUUUUCUCUGGAAAACAAUUCUUAGGGGCAGAGACCUCAAGGCGGCAAUUAGAAUCAUAAGUACACCUUCUCAAGUAUUAUUUGAUGCUGCAGAAGUUGGUAAUUUUGGAUUCUUGUCUGAGCUUAUUAGUGAUCACCCUAGUUUGAUAUGGGAAGUGGACAACAAAAAGCAAAGUAUAAUUCACACAGCAAUUUCACAUCGACAAGCUAGCAUUUUCAAUCUCAUACAAGAAAUAGGGUCUCAUAAGGAUAUUAUAGCAAGAUAUAUCGUGGAAGAAAAAGACCCUAAUUUUCUUCACCCCAAAACGAGAAACAACACUUUAUUGCAUUUGGCUGCAAAAUUAGCCCCACCAGGUCGACUUGAAAUAAUUUCUGGAGCAGCAUUACAAAUGUGCCACGAGUUAGUAUGGUUUGAGGAGGUAAAGAAGAUAACGCCACCAUCGUGGAUAAAUUUGGAAAAUUCUGAUAAACUCACUGCCCAGGCAUUAUUCACAAAGGAGCACAAAGGAUUGCGAAAAGAUGCAGAGGAUUGGAUAAAGCGCACUGCCGAGUUUUGUAUGAUUAUUUCAACUGUUAUUGCUACAGGAGUAUUCGCUGCUGCAAUCAACAUACCAGGUGGUAUCAAUGAUCAAACAAAUCAACCAAAUUACUUGGACAAAACAGCAUUCUUGGUAUUUGCAAUAUCAGAUGCAGUUGCAUUCAUCUCAUCUACUACUUCAACAUUAAUAUUCUUGUCUAUUCUUAUCUCACGUUAUGCGGAGUAUGACUUUCACAAGAUAUUGCCAUUUAAGCUGAUAUCUGGAUUGAUUACACUAUUCAUCUCCAUUGCAUGCAUGAUGGCAGCAUUUGGCAGUGCCUUCUUCAUAACGUACAACGAUGGUUUGAGGGUGGUUCCUGUUUCAAUUUCAGUGCUCGCAUGUCUACCAAUGCUUUUAUAUAUAGCUUUGCAAUGUACGUUAUGGUUAGAUAUCAUUAAGUCAACCUUUUAUUGUAAGAAUCUCUUUAAGCCAAGUAAACGUAUGAUUUACGUAUUGGAUAAUUAGAGACAUUUUAAUCAAGGAUCAUAUUUUGAUCUGUCAUGUUGUAAUAUAUUAUUUUGAUUUAGAAACUAAUAUUGAAUGUCUAUGUGAUCUUCUGUGCAUGUGUUGUGAGGGU
Molecule: messenger RNA, 2299 nt
Organism: Cajanus cajan (pigeon pea)
Lineage: Eukaryota; Viridiplantae; Streptophyta; Magnoliopsida; Fabales; Fabaceae
Source: RefSeq, a predicted model, not a curated record